This is a messenger RNA of Aspergillus aculeatus ATCC 16872, 1134 nucleotides long. RefSeq lists its product as uncharacterized. The record is from RefSeq and is a predicted model, not a curated record. NCBI's taxonomy places the organism in Eukaryota, Fungi, Ascomycota, Eurotiomycetes, Eurotiales, Aspergillaceae. The transcript is spliced from 4 exons. Bases 1 to 1134 code for a protein of 377 amino acids.
AUGUCAGCGGCUCUGCCUCCCGACGAGAACCGGGCUGUGAGCCUGCUCUUAUGCUUCUGGAUUCCCUUCCCCUUCACGGUAGGGCUGGUCGUGACCCGCUUCUACUGUCGGGGCAUGCGAAAGGACCUCGGGUAUGACGACUGGACGAUCCUAGUGGCAUGGAUGCUCUACACAGCAGCGGCGGCGAUGAGCACGGCGAUGGAGCUGCGGGGCGGGGCGCGACAUGUGGCCUACCUGAGCGCGGAGGAGAUCCUGUACAUCGGCAAGAUGCAGAUCAUCAACCAGUUCCCGGCGGCGCUGUCGGCGAUGUGCGGCAAGAUCAGCGUGGCGCUGUUCAUCAUGCGCAUCUCGGGCCGCACCUCCAAGUGGCGCCGGUGGUUCCUGACCGUGCACAUCGUGCUGUACUUCUGCCUCACCGUGCUGAGCCUGUGCAUGCUGAUCGGCCAGUGCAAGCCCGUCCAGGCGCUCUGGGACAUGAGCUUGCGCACCUCGGGCCAGGCUACGUGUUUAGACGCGCGCAUCAACACGGAUAUCACCAUGUUGCAGUCGGCCUUCGGCGCAUACCUCGACUUCGUCCUCGCCCUCCUCCCGCUAAGCUUCAUCAUCGACCUAAAAGUCAGCCUCCAUAAACGUAUCGUCCUCUUCUGCAUUCUGAGUCUGGGUAUCGUAGCAGGCAUAUGCGCCUGCAUCAAAACCAGCGAGUUCAUCCCCGCCACGGCCGGCACGGACCCAACCUGGGACGGCUAUGCCCUCUACCUCUGGGCCUUCCUCGAGAUUCCCCUCGUCAUCAUCGCAGCAUGCAUCCCGCCCUCCAAACCGAUCUGGGAUUUUUUAGUCAAAGGCCAACCCAUCCGCCCCUCCAGCAACCACAGCAGCAGCAACUACACAGGAUCGGGGUCGACGGGCUCGUACCGCAUCGGGUUCGUGAAGACCUCCGUGCGCGCGCAGAAGCACACCCAAAAGAAAAAGGGCGGGCGGGGUGGCCAGGCGGAUGACGGGGUGAAUCUGAUUUUCCAUGGGGGGAAGGGUGGGGCAACGAAGAAUAAUAUUCAGCAGACGGUGUUGAUUACCCAAACUUCGAGGGAGAGGGGGUCGCCCAGGCAGUCGGAGACGAGUGUGGGUAGUCCGGUUUGA